CGUCCUCGCCACACCAACCAACUAAAACCAGAAACAUAUCCCUCUUUCUCAAUUCCAAGAAAAAUCAUGACUGCCGUAACAGUUGUCCUCCACCUCCUCACCUUCACGCUCUUCGUAGCCACGUCAGUUCAGCUACCGCAACCUGACGGAUGUUCCCCCGUGCUUGCAGAGUUCUCGCCAUGUCUGCCGUACGUGUCGGCGUCGUAUAAUAAUACGACGGAAACUGUGUCUUCUCAGUGCUGUGAUGCAGUAAACUCGGCCUUCAGUUCUGGCCACGGUGACUGCCUCUGCGAACCUCUCCGACAGCCGCUUCUCUUCGGCUUUCCGCUGAAUGAAACCAGACUCCGUUCACUGUCUUCUGUUUGCCACACGAGUGGUUCUCUGGAGUCGAUCUGCCCCUCGGGGUCAUCACAAACAUAUUUGGCUCCUGUCCAUGGUGGCACGACAGCUUCAGAGAUUCCAAAACCACCUGAUUCAGAUAGUAAACAACUAUUUCCGAUCCCGGAAACUCCUGAUUCAAAUAACCAACCACACUUGCCCAUUCCAAAACCUUCUGACAACCACCCUCAAUUGCCAAUUCCAGAUCCUUCUGAUAAUCACCCGCAAUUGCCAAUUCCAAAACCUUCGGACAACCACCCUCAAUUACCAAUUCCAAAACCUUCAGAUAACCAACCUCAAUUGCCAAUUCCAGAUCCUUCUGAUAAUCACCCGCAAUUGCCAAUUCCAAAACCUUCAGACAACCACCCUCAAUUACCAAUUCCAAAACCUUCAGAUAACCAACCUCAAUUGCCAAUUCCAAAGCCUUCAGACAACCAACCUCAAUUGCCUUUGUCUCCUCUCCCAAUUCCAAAACCUUCUGAUUCAGGUAAGCAGCCACAAUUGCCUGUGCCUCCUAUCCCAUUUCCAAAACCUUCUGAUUCAGGCAAGCAACCACAUUUGCCUUUGCCUCCUCUCCCACUUCCAAAAUCUUCCGAUUCAGGGCAGCUACCACUUGUACCUUUGCCCCCUUUCCAUGGUUCGACAGGUCCAGAGAUCCCAAAACCUUUUGAUCCAGCUCCAACGACAAGUUCACCUACAACUCCAAGCUCAUCCCUAGUAGUAUCCAGAGGUUCUAUAGCAACAACACCGAUUUUCAAAAGCAGUAGUUGGUUUCCACUAGGAAUACUAAUUUCCCUAUUUCUCUUCGUUCAUACAUAGUGUUGCAGGCAUCUUAUGUAGAAUACUAUUAUUUUAGAUGUUAUCAGAUUCAAUGAUUAAACAAAUAUGUCAUCGCCUGUACCAGGUCUAUGAAGAAAAUAAAUCACAUAGUUUGUUCA
Molecule: messenger RNA, 1316 nt
Organism: Mangifera indica (mango)
Lineage: Eukaryota; Viridiplantae; Streptophyta; Magnoliopsida; Sapindales; Anacardiaceae
Product: SH3 domain-containing protein C23A1.17-like
Exons: 3
Coding region: 67-1197 (376 amino acids)
Source: RefSeq, a predicted model, not a curated record